CCCUCGCACCCACCCAUCCUGAGGACUCUUCUUCCCCGGUGAAUUCGAGGAGGAGGAGGAGAAGCACCGAACGAACCCUUCUUUUUAUUUAUAGGGUUUCCAUCGUUCUACAAAGAGAAUAGCCAUACGAAACAAGGGCCGUGAUGGGUGCUAUAAGGGCCGCCGCGGCGGACGGGUUGAUCACGUUCCUAUGGGUCUUCUGCGUCUCUACCGUGCGCGCCGCCACCUCCCUCGUGACGGCCGCCCUCCAGAUCCAGGGCGUCGCCUUCUCGCUCUUUGUCACCACCACCCUCAUCUUCGCCCUCGUCUUCGUCUUCGGCCUCAUCACCGCCGCCAUCGGCGGCGCCAGCUUUAAUCCCACUGCCACGGCCGCGUUCUAUGCUGCCGGAUUGGGGUCCGACAACCUCCUCUCCAUGGCGCUCCGCUUCCCCGCCCAGGCGGCUGGGGCGGUGGCUGGGGCUUUGGCGAUCAUGGAAGUCAUGCCUCCCCAGCACAAGCGCAUGUUGGGCGGGCCUUCGUUGAAGGUGGAUCUUCACACGGGGGCCUUGGCGGAAGGUGUGCUGACCUUCAUCAUCACCUUGGCCGUGCUCUGGAUCAUCAUCAGGGGCCCUCGCAGCCCGGUCGUGAAGACGUGGAUGGUCGCCGUCUCCACGGUUGCGAUGGUUGUAGCGGGCGCUGGUUACACUGGACCGGCCAUGAAUCCAGCUAAUGCAUUUGGCUGGGCAUAUAUCAACAAUCGCCAUAAUACGUGGGAGCAAUUUUACGUCUACUGGAUAUGCCCAUUCAUCGGCGCUAUUGUUGCUGGCUGGUUCUUCAGGAUUAUCUUCCCGCAGCGUGCAGAGAAGGCUAAAAAAGCUUGAGGGUACCAAAUUAAGUGUGAAAUUUUUAUUUCUGGGAUGCUCGCAGUGAAAUAACCUAAUUAGAUAGACUGGUAAAACUGUAGUAUUCAUCCAUCUCUACAGUUAGAUGGCACGUAUAUAGGCUACUAAAACUAUGGAUAACCAUUUAUGUUCUGUCAAUGACUUUUGUGUUUUCUCCAUCAAAACCUUACAAGUAGUUGUGUA
This is a messenger RNA of Musa acuminata AAA Group (dessert banana), 1064 nucleotides long. Its product is annotated as aquaporin SIP1-1. Gene Ontology annotation, cellular component: membrane. Gene Ontology annotation, molecular function: water channel activity. The coding region runs from base 144 to 860 and encodes 238 amino acids. The record is from RefSeq and is a predicted model, not a curated record. The transcript is spliced from 3 exons. NCBI's taxonomy places the organism in Eukaryota, Viridiplantae, Streptophyta, Magnoliopsida, Zingiberales, Musaceae. Gene Ontology annotation, biological process: transmembrane transport.